This is a messenger RNA of Prorocentrum cordatum, 395 nucleotides long. The record is from the annotation of a GenBank genome assembly. NCBI's taxonomy places the organism in Eukaryota, Dinophyceae, Prorocentrales, Prorocentraceae.
CCCUGUGCCGAGCCACCCGCCGCCGCCCCGAGGCGCCCGCCGCUCUGCGCCCGAAGAGCGCCGCCAUGUUGGCGCGCAGCAGCGGCGGCUGCCCCUCGGGCGACCCCGCCCGCGUGAGCCUCGUGAGCUUCGGCCCGCGCGGCUUGGCGGCGAGCCUGGCCGCGCGGAGCCUCGGGGGCGAAGGGCCGCAGCUGCCGAUGAGGGUCACGCUCCCCCCGUGCGCGGAGGAGAUUCCGUGGCCCGCGCGUCUGGUGCAGGGGUCGGGGCGGAGCGCCGGCUCGGAGGAGGACGCCCUGGCGCACUUGCCGAUCACGCGCACGCAGCGGCGCAGGCUGUCGGUCAAGCAGUGGCGAAGCGUCCCGGCUCGCCUAGAGCCCCACCGGGCGAUGCUCUAA